AUGAUUGCUACCAGCGCUUCGCACUCAAAAUGGAUUAGACGCCUUUCGCCGUCAAUGGCAUUGAAACAUGAGGAAUGCCAGCCAUCCCAGUCAAACUUGUGAUUAAAUAAACCUAUUCCUAGAUCCAUCUUUUCACAAUAUUAGAUAUUUUAAUGAAAUUAAGACUCCCCGCCAUGCCGUGAUCCGUAAUUAUUUUCCCAAUUAGAUGCUACGAAGUGAUUAAAGGCGCAUUGCGAUGAAAUGGAGGAGGUCACUGGUCUGCUCUCAUUAUGUACAGGCAGAAAAUUGUUUCCAGCAGAUCCAUUAAGCUUGUAAUUUGCUUCAAGUAGAUUGCCUUCUUACAGAAUGUCUCCGUUCAGCAUGUGCGCCGGGCGGUAUUUCAGGUCCUUUGAGUCAAGUAGGAUUAGCCGUAGCCUGGUGGACUUGUGUGAGAAGCAGGGUGCCAGCUUUAUUGGGACGCUAGCCCAGUGAACAGCUCGGCCUCUCAGCGGCCAACGCCUCCCCAUCGACUCUCCACCUGCUGUUUGAGCACCUAGCAGGCCGUAGUCGUGCGGUUACUGUCCACUCUCCUUCAAUGCAGGUUUGCUUCGCUCUCUUUUCCCUCUUUCUCUGUCUCUGCCGCCUCAUUCUAUCUCUUCCAUGUCCCCGAAUGCCCUUUCCUUCUCUUUCGCUUCCCCCGCCUCCAUCCUAAAGCAGAGUAGCUAAUGAAGAGACCCAUUUAGACGCCGACUUUGGUUCAUACAGCCCUCCGUAGCCUCGGCCGCUGUGACUGGCUAUUUGGGCUCUGACAUCACACGGGGGCCAGCUGUUGAUUUGGCGCUGUCUCCAAGGCUGGUUGGCUUGAUGGGUUGUGGCAGGUAGACUUGUGCUUGCGCAGCAUCCUUCCCUCCCUCCCUCUUUGUGACACCCACUCCCCUUCUCCCUCUUCUUUUAGAUCCCCUUCUCCCCUUCCCACACGCUCACUCUUUUGCGCGAGUGCAGGAGGCAGCCGGCAGCUGCCGGAGGAGCGAGCUGGGAGGCGACUCCAGCCUCUUCUCCAGCUUUUAGUGCCUCCUGUACACAAUGGAAGCUAAAGAGACGAGUUACGCUGGGGACGGAGGGCAGGUCAGCACAGGUCAUGGGGGUGUCGGGGCCCCUCGUUGCCAGGCAGAGUGGCUGAAGCAGGCAUGGAAAAGAAGUAUCGGGCAGGAUCGGUAGGCCGUGUUGAUUUCCCGAACCACCUCAUCACUGGCUACGCAACUAUACCAGUGCUCCGUCUUUGCCAACAUUGCCAGUAAGACAUUGCCAUGAGAAUGUCUGAUCAAGUUAAUUUUGAAACACCGAAGGUUUCCGUGGCUGCCGACAAUGUGCCGUGUCCAAAAGAUACCGCCACCCAGUCGGAUGUUUCAGAUGAGGGCGUCAAAGAAAACUCUGGGAAAAUCACCGCAAUAGAAGCCAAGGCUGUGAAGUACUCGAAGCCUAAAACCAGGCUAAAGCUUGUUCGGAGCCUGGCAAUAUGUGAGGAUUCCUUCCGUUGUCCAAUUCUUGAGCCUUCAUCUGCACCUCAGGAUGAAAUACUCCUUGGAAUGUUAGAAAAGGAUCAUGGCGCCACACAAAAACAGGCUCAGACAGAAGUCAUCUCUGACAAGGUCAACAAGAUGGACAAAAUGCAGAGAAAAACUUUGUCUCGAGAUUCCAGUCAAGACUACACUGACUCCACAGGCAUUGAUCUUCAUCAGUUUUUAGUGAACACACUGAAGAGCAACCCCAGGGACCGAAUUAUGCUGCUUAAGCUCGAACAAGAUAUUUUGGACUUCAUCAGCAACAAUGAAAGUCAAAAAAGAACAUUCCCACCUAUGACGUCCUACCACAGGAUGUUGUUGCACCGCGUGGCCGCCUACUUUGGUUUGGAUCACAAUGUGGACCUGACUGGGAAGUCAGUUGUGAUCAACAAAACUACCAACACGAGGAUCCCCGAUCAGAAAUUCUCCGAGCACAUCAAGGAUGACAGGACGGACGAUUUCCAGAAACGGUACAUUCUUAAACGAGACAACUCCAGCUUUGAUCGCGACGACAGCACCAUUCGGAUGCGUUUGAAAGCAGACAAGAAAAGCAAAUCGAUGGAGGAAAGGGAGGAGGAGUACCAGCGAGCCAGGGAGAGGAUAUUUGCACAUGAUGAAGAUCACUUCAUACUGGAUCAAAGUGCUCAGGAUGACUACGUAUGUACACGUACCCAGCAGAGGCGGCAAAUGUUCAGGUCACGGGCCGGACACUCAGGCGCCAGCUGGCAGAGCAGCUCGGAGACUGAGACGCUGCCACGAAACGGCGAGCCCCGGCCGUGGAGCAGUACUGACAGCUCAGACAGCUCCAACCGCCUCAUCCCGCGCCCUGCCAUCACUAAGGCCAGCAGCUUCAGCGGCCUGUCACGAGGGGACAGCACUGCCAGCAGUAAGAGCACUGGGAGGCUUUCCAAAACAGGUUCAGAAUCAUCCAGCAGCGUCGGUUCUUCGUCCAGCUCGCUCUCCCGUCCCCACCAGCCUUUCACCGUGUCAGUUUCUUUGCGGCCUAAAAUUCCGGGUUUACCUUUCAUCCACCCAGCAGCGGACAAUAAAGGCUCCGCACACCCUGACAUGAUCAAGAGUGCUCCGUCACAACAAACUCCUUCUGCUGAUGUGACAAAUUUUUAUGUGAUGUCACUUGAGGCCUCGAGCAUACCACAUGGCAGCAUUCUUGUCAAUCCACAUACAGGAAAGCCUUUCAUCCAUACUAAUAGCAAUGGUGUAGUUUUUGGUCCUGCAAGCGUGGCACCCCCUGCCGGCAGGGGCCUACAUCAAGGGAAAGUGUCACAGCUACCGACCUCUGCUGCGAGCCAGCAACAGCACAUCAGUUCCCUCUACUCACAGCCAAUGUGUCAUCCAUUCCAACCAUCAUCUGAACCACUUCACAACCCACCAGUUUCUUACCAGCUUCCUCCUCAGUUCCUGCCAGUCUGUACUAACCAACAGUACACUGUGCCUGAAACCCUCAACACUCAGUUCAAUCACAUGACGUUAGCGCAACAGUCGCCCAACAGUGGAGCUCCGGCAACAGACGCUCGCCAUUAUGCAACACUGUACCACCAUCCGGCCUCGGUGGUGUUGCACGGAACGCCCCCGCAGCAGCUUUCUAAUUACGUAGUUGCCGGACCUUCAGGGAGCAACCCAGGAAUGCUCCAAGGCCAGACUGUCCCGCUUCCCACUCUCGGACCUCACCACACCUAUCCUGGCAGCGUGACUGUUCACGCUGCUUUUCCUGGCACUGCUCUGAACCAGCAACACACCAGCAUGCUCCAGCAGCACACGUACAUUCAUCAGCCGGUCCAGCAGGUAGCUCAGGGAAAUUUAUCUGUCGCGAGAUAUCCACUCCCUCCUUUUUUAUAUUUAAUUUUGGACUUCUUACAGAUCUCCGCAUGCUACUGUUCAUCAACUCACCAUCCUCAGUGCUCUAGCCAGCAACAGCACUUCCGUCCGCCUCUGAACCAUUUGCCGCAUAACGUCCCUCAAAGCCAAAGCCUGUCUCAGCAGCAAGUGCGCCAGCCUGUGAUGUCAAGUCCAGCACCUAUAUUGGGAAUGCAGCCAACACCCAACUUUGCUCUCAGUGGUGUCCAGCAGAGCAAUAUUGGCAGCCAGAUGCAAGGCAUGAUGGUCCAGUACUCGCCAAUACAAUCUUGCCAGGUUUCCGUGCCACAGCAUACUGGGUCAAUGUUAGUGUCACCGUGCCCUCCGGGACAAGGUCCAGUAGCAGUCACUGGCAUGCAGCCCUGCUACGGCCUUCUGCCUGCUCCGAAUCAGCACACUACCAUGAGUUCCACUGUGAGUUUUCUGCCCUCUCCAAUGGUGGAGCAGCUCCAGUUCGCUCAGAACUCAUCCUCAUGUGUUGCCCAAGCAAACCCAGGAUUGUUGCCUGCGGCCCCCGGCAACGGUAUGGUGAUGCUACAAAUGUCAGCUCCCCCCUGCCAGCAGCCCCAGGCGUCCUCCCCCUGCCAACAGAAGCAACCUAGCCACAAACACCUGCACCCCGAGCACCCGCGCACCCGCAGACCGACUGAUCACCCGCCGCUUCCUGACAACAUGCAGAGCAGCCUGCUCUCGUCCCCGCCCCUCACACCCUCAUCGGGACAGUCGCACAGCAUCAAGGGCCCGCCAACAGGCAUCGCGUCCUUCCCUACGAUGGCCCGGCAGCUUCCUACAGCCUUCUGCCACAGUGGACCAGGUGAAGCCCAGUACUCCGUUCUGGGCCAGCCUCUGGAGUACAAGCCAUUCAUCCAACCGCCACUCAUCCACACUGGAUACGUGGUGACCAAACAUCAGGGUCCAAUGGGAGUUUGGCAUCGGGGUUAUGGAAGAAAGGCCGGCAAAAAAUCUUUUGCUUCAGAUCACAGUGUAGUUGAAGCAGCAGCGAGCGGGCCUCGAGAGGGUACCGGCGAGACAGACUCUCAAAAUCAACUGCCACGCGUCUGCCAAAAGGGCGAAAUGACAGCGCGUUACACCAGAGAAGCUCCCGGUUUAAACCUGGCUUCGCUCUACUCUACCUGUGCCGUGAUUCCCACUGAUUCUGCGUUUCUCAACGGCGCUCCACAAGCUCAUUUUCAACCUAGAGCUCACCCACCGAGACUUAAAGAGGAGUUAUGCGGCCGAAGCAGCUCAUAGCUGGAUCGUUUUGAACCUUUGCCGCCUCCGGACUGUUUCCGCACCUCACGCCCGAGCCCGGACAAACCCAAAUUAGUGAAUUUGUUUGAAGAGUGAACGUUUUUUGGGUUGUUUUGUUUGAAUUCAGUCAAACAGUCUAGAGUUUAAGGUGUUGUGUGAUCCUUUCUGAUGGUAAAUGAUAAGGUAUUCACUGUGAAAAAUUGCAAAAAGUUGCGAGAAGUUUCACCGCCAAUGGCAGCCAAUUUCGGGAUAACGGCAUUCUGUCCAGCCAAAUUUACCUGCGGUAAAAAUCUAGCGCACAUGUUUGGAAGGAGAAAAAAAGCAACAAUCAGCUGGCUGAGUGUAUCCCACUUUAAGGCAAUGUUGCGUUUGCACUGAAGUGAUUUAUAUUUUGUGGAUAACUAAUUCACUCGGCCAAAAAUUGUUUUAAUUUAAACGAAAUGCACAUAGAAAAUGCAACGUUUUUUUGUAAGGGGUUUGUGUACCCCAUGAGUGAUUUGUAUGUUAUGUUGUUUAAACUAAUAAACGUUUUCACCACACAUGUUGAGAUUUUAUUAAAGUCCGUGUGCUGGAAAUGCUGUGUACCAAGGGUGUGGUUUUGCAUUGGGACGGUAAGGACAUAACACAACCAACAUUUCAGGACGCUCAAAUUGUCCACACCAACUUUUAAGCAACCUUAUUUGCAUUAUAUAAUGACUAGUUACAGUGCCUUGCAAAAGUAUUCGGCCCCCUUGAACCUUGCAACCUUUCGCCACAUUUCAGGCUUCAAACAUAAAGAUAUAGAAUUUUAAUUUUUUGACAAGAAUCAACAACAAG
Molecule: messenger RNA, 5483 nt
Organism: Corythoichthys intestinalis (scribbled pipefish)
Lineage: Eukaryota; Metazoa; Chordata; Actinopteri; Syngnathiformes; Syngnathidae
Product: R3H domain-containing protein 1-like
Exons: 26
Coding region: 1287-4667 (1126 amino acids)
Molecular function (GO): nucleic acid binding
Source: RefSeq, a predicted model, not a curated record